CCGCUACCACCUUUUAAAGCAGAGCAUCAAAGGACCCGGGCUCCGAGCUUCCUCCAGCCGGCAGGUCAACGCCGGCCUUACAUCUGAACCCAGCACCCCCAAUCGGAAUCUGUACGGCAGUCGUACAGCGAUAGGACAGCAUCUUCUCCGCCUGCUCCUUGACGCCCCGGAUUUGAACGCUGCCACCUGGGGGUCCCCCACCUCCCCUACUUCUCCUUCUGAACGCAAAAGUAGCCUCGCAACAGCCACCGCCUCCGCUGCCUCCGCCCCAGCAACCGCGGCCGAAAGCACACCCAAACCCACAUCGUGUACGGCAUUGAAUCCUGGCACGCCAGAUGCCGACGCAGGGCUUCGAGCAAGUCUUGACAGCGUCGCAUCGCUGGUUCAGGAGGUUGCCGCCUUGAUGACGUCACACAGGGACAAGGCAUUACUGCUGAACGCCAUCGAUUCAUGCCAGGCGCGAGUGAAUACGGCACGGGCUGGCGGCAGCGAGAGGAGGACCGGCGGACCGCACAGCGGCGGCGGCGGCGGCGGCACCGCCGCAAGUUCUCCACACCCACCCGCAAAAUGGGCUUCUUCUUCCGGAUGCAAUAUCACCCCGGGCGGGCACAGCAGCAACAACAAUACAAAUAAUAACAGUUCCUCCAGCGGUGAGAUUAACAGCACUAAGAGCAGUAGAACAGUAAUGGGCGAUGGCUUGAGUUCCGGUAGCCAUGGGUACGGCAGCGCGUACGACUGCUGGGACUGGCGGCGCGUACGACACGUGGUUGUGGUGGGUUUGGGUUCCCUGGGUACCUACCAGGCGGCUUUGCGAAGCGGACAGCAAACGGAACGUGACAGCACCCGGGCCGCUUCCAGGUUGUACCAGCUGGCGUUAUCUCUGGUCCUUGCAUCACCCGCUGUACUACCCGGGCUGGGGGAGCCCUUACAACAGGCUACCAGCGAAAUCGCCGUACCGACCGCUCUAAGCAAAAUCGAAGCCGACACGGCAGCUACAGCUACAGCUGAUGCAGUUGUACAGGAAAUAGCAGCUCAGGAAGCGCAGGCGCAGGUGCAAUACUUUGACCCCGAAUAUCUAGAAUGGGAUGUACGGCUCGUACGGCAGCUCUGGUGGGGCACCCCCCAUGAUGGUGUCAGCAGGAGACUCCCCCCUGGAGUAGGAGGUGUGGUUGAAGAGCAGGAGGAGGAAGGAAGCACGCCUGAGUGUGCCCAGGAUGAGGAUGGUCAGAGGCGAGGCCAAAGAGCUGCCAUCACCAUUGCUGCUGCAGCCGCACCCACGGUUGCCCUCGUCGCACAUGAGCCCACACUCUUCUAUGCGCCUUGCUGUCCACGAGAGGUGUACGACAUGAUUGUACGGCACAACUUGGCGGUAGGCACGCUGCGCAACGUAGCCUUGGUGGGCAACAGCCUCAAGGCGCAGGCAGAUACGGCAAUUCUGAUGAGGGCUUUUGGUGGUGGCUUCGGUAGUAGCGGUUGCAAGCCGGGGGCCACUGGUAGCAUCGGCGGCGGCAUCGGCAACGGAUUUUCCGCGGCUGCUGGCGGAAGUGGGAUGGGAUUAGGGCGGGCAGGCGCGGAGUUUAAUGGCGAUGGGCAGGUUGAAUGUGCGGAGUGGGAGGCUUCUGGGCCACUUGAACACAUUGUCAUUUCUACAAUUGAUCACCAUAUAGCACCAUCCACCGUGCUCCCGGUUUUUAAGUAA
Volvox carteri f. nagariensis is the source of this 1699-nucleotide messenger RNA. RefSeq lists its product as uncharacterized. The record is from RefSeq and is a predicted model, not a curated record. NCBI's taxonomy places the organism in Eukaryota, Viridiplantae, Chlorophyta, Chlorophyceae, Chlamydomonadales, Volvocaceae. The transcript is spliced from 3 exons. The annotation marks the transcript as partial.